Glycine soja is the source of this 2100-nucleotide messenger RNA. RefSeq lists its product as uncharacterized. The record is from RefSeq and is a predicted model, not a curated record. Bases 1091 to 1648 code for a protein of 185 amino acids. NCBI's taxonomy places the organism in Eukaryota, Viridiplantae, Streptophyta, Magnoliopsida, Fabales, Fabaceae. The transcript has 2 exons.
CACGGUGCAUUAAUGAUCCCACAAGCGAGGAAGCAUUGAGUUAAAGGUGGAAGAUAAAUAUAAGGCGAGUCAUAGUUGAAUGGCAUUGUUAUUUGUCAGCAAAAACUAGCUACAUAACUCAUUGUUAUAGUAAUACCCAACCAAAUGGCUUUUACUUACAAUUACUGCUACUAUACUUGGUAGCAGGAAGCACCCUCUCCAAGGCAAUUAAUAAAGGGUGCGUUGGUUCACACUUUCAAGUUUCAGAGAGUUAGAAGAGCUCGACCAAUUAAAGACCAUUUUCUUUUGUUUUCGCCGAAUGAGUUACUAUUACUACGUAACAUUAGUUAAGUUAAGGAUAAGGUUGCAGAUCGUUAAGGUACCUUCAAGCCAAUCGUGCAUCAGAUCACCGCCCCUCCCGAUCAGAAUGCAGCCUUUCAGAACUUUUCAAGGAUAGUAUUGAAAAAACAAAAACCAUUCCAGUUUUCUUUUCUGCGUAUAUAGCAUACGCAUAUAUACAUACACACUGCAUAUCUGCAACUGAGUGAUAAAUUAGGCAGGCCGUGCGUUAAUUUCUUCCCUCUUCUUUCUGCUGCUAUUGAUAUGAUGGGACUUUUGAUCUCUUUGGGUUUUGAUCGAUGCCGCUAUGCCCAUGUCCUUCAUCUGUGGUCUUUUGGACUUUUGCAAUUAACCAAUGGAGACAGAUAUCAACUCAGACUCACUCCAAGACCCAUCAUUUUCUUUCCGCCUUCUUUAUAUCCAUAUGAGGUUUUUUACUUAUGGGCCAAAACUAUAAUAACACAAUCCUUUUUUCUUAUGUGUGUGUACACAUUUGCAUUUGCUGCUUUCUUGUCUUUUUCUGCCCCCUUUGUCUUUCUUCAGGUACCAUUCUGUGAGUGAGCCUGCCCUCUUGAAACCUGUGAUUUCCCUUGGAGCUAUUAAGAUCCGGGGAAGAAUUUUCAAGCCUUUGUUCCCUUUUUCAUGUUUGGGUUUUAAAAGGGUUUAUCAGGGUUCCCAUCUGAGAAAAAAAUAAUUCAAAAGCCUUUCCUUUUUGGAGGGUAUUGAAACAAGGGCAAGGCAGCAGAUAAGAUUGCAGAACUAAUAGAUACCAAUGGCAGAUUGGGGUGGUUUUCUGGACCAAAACAGUGGUUUUGGUGGGGGGUCAAUGAGGAACGAAGAUUUUGAUGAAGAAAAUGUGUGGGGUUUGACCAUGGAGAGGGAGAGAGACUUUUUAAGUCCAAAAAUGAGGGUAUCUAAGGAGUCCUAUGGUUCUUCCUCUGCAUGGCUCGUAUCAACCUCUCCAAGAAAGAUUACAAGGACUAAUAGUGUCACACUACACUCCUUGGAAUCUGAUUCUGAUUCAAAUGUGGUUCAAAGGUCCUCAGCACCUACGAGCAUUCCUGGUUGGUCUAAAAUAUAUGGGAAAAAGGGUGUUGAGGAGGGUGUAAACAACAAGAAGCCUGAUUGUGGUUUUGGAGAUCAUUAUGGUGAUGAUGACGAUGAGGAUGAGGAUGAUAUGAUUCCUCCUCAUGAAUGGAUUGCUAGGAAACUUGCAAGGAGCCAGAUUUCAUCUUUCUCUGUGUGUGAAGGGAUCGGGAGGACACUGAAAGGGAGAGAUCUUAGUAAAGUGAGAAAUGCCAUUUUGACCAAAACAGGUUUUAUAGAGUAAUUGGUGUUGGUGGAUUAAUUCACCACUAUGACUCAUGGUCAUGUCCUUAUUAGUUUCAUGUUUGGCAUCACCACAAUGAAGUCAUCAUCAUUGUCACAUUAGGAUCCCAUGCAAUAUUUUUUAUUUGAUUAUUGGCAUUCAUAUGGAAUUGGAAUGUGAGGUCCUGCUGCUGAGGAACUCAUUAUAGAGCAUGUACGUGAAAGCCAGAGGUGCCCUUUUUGUUUUGUCGUUCUUUUUGUUUUUUUGUUCUAAAUUUUCUGGGAAAAUGGAGUUUUAGGGAAAUGGAAAAGGAGGAGUGGCAACCUCUGAAGCUUUGUCUGGAUUUGUAUUAGACUUAGGCGAAUGGAGUGCACCCUCUGUUGUUACUGAGUUUAAUAGUCUUCAAGUUUUCACUUCUGGCUGGUUGAUCAUUCCUUAACUAUUAUUAAGCUUCAGUAUUCCUUCUUUUUUCA